GUUCAUUUGCUCGUUCGUCUUCAUUUUGCUUUGGACAACGACGACGCAAUCGACCAUGCAGCUGCUUGGGCUCUACUCUCUCUUCUCCGCACUCGGGUAUGUGGACGCGCGCCUCAAUGCGUGGACGCCGACGGCCUGCGACAUCUUCACGUCGGGGUAUCAAUUCACGCUCUUCAACAAGAAGUUUGGGUACUGGAACUUUGAUGAACCGUCCAGCGGCCUUGGCCUCGCCGACGAAGAGCCCGACGGCACGUUCUGGCUCAAAGUGGGCGACACGCACCACUUGGCACCCAACCCAGACGCGACCGCGUACUUCUUCCGCACCGUGACGAUCGUCUCGGACGAAGCCGCGGUCGACUCUACGUUUGGCCCCGUCCUCAGCAAUCGUCGCUGGAGCUGCCGGCCGAUGGGCCCCGGCACGGUGGCACUCAUCGACUACAACGGGUACUCGCCCAAGCCGACGCCGUACCACAGCGAGAGUGACAGCCCGUGGCCAUACCUCAUUAGCGCCCCGGUCGACGUGCUCUUGGGGCCUUCCCCCGACCAAACAUUCAUGAUCGAUCGCUAUGCUUAG
Saprolegnia parasitica CBS 223.65 is the source of this 574-nucleotide messenger RNA. RefSeq lists its product as hypothetical. The record is from RefSeq and is a predicted model, not a curated record. Lineage: Eukaryota; Oomycota; Saprolegniomycetes; Saprolegniales; Saprolegniaceae. Bases 56 to 574 code for a protein of 172 amino acids. The transcript is spliced from 2 exons.